UUAAAUUUGCCUUUUCGUUUAAACGGUAAUAACGUAAAAUUAUUAAAAAAUGUUUUAAGAUUUAACUUUUUGGAUAGCCUUACGAACGCGAAAUUGGGCUUUAAUAAGCUUUUUAAAAAGCUUCGGUAUUGUUUUAAAAAAUCGCUGGUAAACGCAUAUCGGUAUACGGGGGUUAACGGCAUAGUUUUAAUAUACUUAACAACCAAAAUAACGGCCACAAAAUACCGUACGCUCCGUAUAAUUGUUUUUAAAAAAGGGCAAAUAAAUAAAGUUUUAAUUAUUGCUUUAUUAAAAAUCGAUAAUUUUUUGCAACGGGAACGCGUUGCGGAUAUUUAUGUAAAACAAAAAAAAAGCAAUGUUCGUUUUAAAAACAAAUUUAUUAAAAUUAAAAGCGUUGCGGCGGCGUUCGUUGCGCGCUUUACGCUUUUUUUUGGCGGAAGUUUUUUUGCCGCGGCGGUUAAAACCCGCCGGGGGGUUACCGGCAAAACGCUUGCGGAAAUUUUAAAGGAUUGCAAGCGUAAAAGGGCCCGAUAA
Molecule: messenger RNA, 534 nt
Organism: Gaeumannomyces tritici R3-111a-1
Lineage: Eukaryota; Fungi; Ascomycota; Sordariomycetes; Magnaporthales; Magnaporthaceae
Exons: 3
Source: RefSeq, a predicted model, not a curated record